Molecule: messenger RNA, 738 nt
Organism: Carlito syrichta (Philippine tarsier)
Lineage: Eukaryota; Metazoa; Chordata; Mammalia; Primates; Tarsiidae
Product: speedy protein E4-like
Exons: 6
Coding region: 1-738 (245 amino acids)
Biological process (GO): positive regulation of cyclin-dependent protein serine/threonine kinase activity
Molecular function (GO): protein kinase binding
Source: RefSeq, a predicted model, not a curated record
AUGGCCAGUGGUCAGCCAAGCCCGCAGUCUGAAUAUGAGAGCCCCCAGCCUAGCACCUCAGCGUCCUGCCCGCAGUUGGUGGUAGAUGAAGAAACCCCAGGACCAUCAGCUCCCUGGGUAGAUCCCAGCCCCCCGUCUCCUGUGCUUGGCCGGAAGAGGAGGAGGGACUGGUCAUCAGUUUCCGAGGAGGAGGAGGAGGAGGAAGAGGAGGAGCUGCAGUUCCCAGAGCCCAAGGAGACCUGGGUCGUGGAGACGCUGGGUGGGCUCAGGAUGAGGCUGAAGCGACGGCGAGUGUCGUCGGUGCUUCCUGAGCACCACGAAGUCUUCAAAAGGCUGCUUGAGGAUCCUGUGGUUCAAAGAUUCCUGGCCUGGGACAAAGACCUGAGGGCGUCUGACAAGUAUCUCUUGUCCAUGGUAAUAGCUUAUUUUAGCCGGGCUGGCCUCUUCUCCUGGCAAUACCGACGGAUUCAUUUCUUCCUGGCUCUCUACCUGGCCAAUGACAUGGAGGAGGAUAACCAGGCUCCGAAGCAAGACAUUUUUUCAUUCCUCUAUGGGAAGAGCUACUUCCAGCGUCCCUUGUUCCACAAACUUCGAUUACAGUUCGUCCGUUCCAUGGGCUGGAGGACUUGGGUUUCCCCGGAAGAGUGUGAGGAGAUCCAGGCUUACGAUCCGGACCUUUGGGUGUGGGGGCGAGAUCGCACCCUCCUUCCUAGAGCUCUGGGGACCGUGGAGGACUGA